AUGGACCAAGAUCGGCGAGAGCGGGCGUACCGCUUCGUCGCCUUCUCAGCCGUCUCCUUCUCACUUGUAGCCAUCGUGGCCGUGUUCAUCACGCUGCCCAUCGUCAAUAACUACAUCAACUCAGUUCACGCUCGAGUCCAGAGCGAAAUGGAGUUCUGUAAGUUGUCGGCGCGCGACGUCAUGAUGGAAGUGGCAGAAUUCCGAUCGCUGCCUAAUAAACUGCUACCUGGAUUUAUUCACUCAGCUAAUGAGACUCGGCACAAGAGGCAGACGGCCAGUGCUUGCCAAGGUUGCUGCUUGCCAGGAUUACCAGGUCCCGACGGUCCACCCGGUAAGAACGGAAUGCCAGGACGACCUGGCGCACCAGGAGCACCUGGAUUCCCCGGAAGACCACCGGCCGUUUGCGAAGAAGUGACAGAACCUCCUUGCAAUCCGUGCCCACCCGGAGAGCCAGGGCCUCCUGGACCACCAGGAGAUGCAGGAAGUCCGGGUCAACCGGGUCAUCCCGGACGAAACGGGAACGAUGGACCACCCGGGCCGCAAGGACCUCCUGGACCUCCUGGACCACCCGGCGAGAAUGGAAGAGAUGGACCUAGAGGAGAACCAGGUCGACCUGCCUUCAGUACGCCGGCUAUUCCCGGAGAUCCAGGCGCUCCCGGGGAGCCGGGACCACCCGGACUUCCCGGAGAAGCUGGACAAAGCGGUCGCCCAGGAUCAGACGGACUACCCGGACCACAAGGACCACCCGGUCCACCAGGACCACAAGGACCACCAGGAGAAGUUGGACCACCAGGACAACCCGGACAACCAGGACCACAAGGAGAACGAGGUAUCUGCCCGAAAUAUUGCGCUUUGGACGGAGGUGUUUUCUUCGAAGAUGGUACAAGAAGAUAACGGAUAUUCUGCUAGUCUUCGCAUUCAAGACUUUUCCGCGUCGCUCUGCAAAUGUCCCGUUUCGUUUUUGCCUUGGUACCUGUGCCUGCAAUUGCGCUCCCGUUUCUCUACGAUCGCCAUCGGGGUUUUGAACCAACUCUUCUCACCGCUGCUCGAACAAGUUUCUGUUCUAGGAGACUUAAGUGGAUGUGUUUUGACUACUCUCAGAUUCACACGGCGUUAAUUUCUGGCACACGUUCUUGUACCCGGGUAACGUAACGAAACAGCCUUCAUCGUCUCCGCAC
This is a messenger RNA of Cylicocyclus nassatus, 1178 nucleotides long. Lineage: Eukaryota; Metazoa; Nematoda; Chromadorea; Rhabditida; Strongylidae. The record is from the annotation of a GenBank genome assembly.